GCGGCUCUCUUCCAGUUCACGUCGACCAGUACCACUUCUACUUCGACAUCAGCGCCAUGGAGAAGGGCGAGCAGAUGCUGAAAGCCGAGUUCAGGGUCUUCAAACUGAAGAGGACACAUGUGUCUAGAAGGUCUGAUGUGAAACACUUCUGCAAAACAGGAUUGGACUUUUUUGCAAACCUGAAGACAGAUGUGGAGGAGCAGAAGACUUUCAUGGUGGAAGUGUAUGAGCUGUUGCAGAGUGGAAGUAAGCCACAAAAAAAUCUCAUUGCAUCAAGAUUAUUGUCCCUGUACACCGAAGGCUGGGAAGUAUUCAAUGUCACGCAGACGGUUUCCAAGUGGGUUGGAAACAGCAGCUCCAACCAUGGCUUUUUGAUAACUUCAACACAUGUAUCCAACAACAGAAUUGAGCACAACCUGGUUAAGUUUGCCAAGAGCCAGGGCACUUUGCAGGAGAGUAGAAAUGCUCUCCUUGUCCUCUUCACCAACAGUAACAAACGGAGGUCUUACAACUUUGUACCCUCUUCCACAAAACCAGAGACAAACCCUGCCAAAAAUGACGCUUCACGUGUGCCUCAUGAAACUGAGGUCAUCAAAAGCAGCAACGUAAACAUGAGCAGGAGACCUCGAGCUGCUGCAAUCCCUUCUGCCAAAAGCCACACAGCAGCAUGUCAUCGAAGGGAACUCUACGUUGACUUCCGUGCUAUUGGCUGGUCAGGAUGGAUUAUUUACCCCAGUGGGUACAAUGCAUUUUAUUGCAGAGGAUCCUGUCUUUUCCCCUUGGGGGAAAAUCUAAAUGCAACGAACCAUGCUACAGUUCAGUCCAUAGUCCAUACGCUUAAACUGUCUCAAGAUGUCAGCACACCUUGCUGUGUGCCAGAUGAAUUGAAGUCCCUCAAUCUUCUCUAUUUUGAUGACAAAGAGAAUGUGGUCCUUAAAAAUUAUAAAGACAUGGUGGCAACAAGGUGUGGAUGUCAUUAA
Molecule: messenger RNA, 980 nt
Organism: Eurypyga helias (sunbittern)
Lineage: Eukaryota; Metazoa; Chordata; Aves; Eurypygiformes; Eurypygidae
Product: bone morphogenetic protein 7-like
Exons: 5
Biological process (GO): SMAD protein signal transduction
Cellular component (GO): extracellular region
Molecular function (GO): growth factor activity; cytokine activity
Source: RefSeq, a predicted model, not a curated record